This is a messenger RNA of Necator americanus (New World hookworm), 261 nucleotides long. RefSeq lists its product as uncharacterized. Bases 1 to 261 code for a protein of 86 amino acids. NCBI's taxonomy places the organism in Eukaryota, Metazoa, Nematoda, Chromadorea, Rhabditida, Ancylostomatidae. The transcript has 3 exons. The record is from RefSeq and is a predicted model, not a curated record.
AUGCUUGUGUUACGUGAAGAAGAAGAAGAAGAACCAGUCACAUCACGACAUCACAGCGCUGUCUGUCUGUUUGUCUGUCUGUGUUAUGACGAAGAACGACUCGACCACGGAUACUCGUGCUCUCGUAUGGAUGUUAUAGCAGUAACAGGUGCUAGCGGUUUAACCGGACGAUUUGUUGUCGAUCGACUUCUGAAAUCUGGAAGAUAUAAAGAAAUUCGUCUCAUCGACAGAAUACCUUCGGCACGUAUAGGGCAAAUGUAA